AUGUCCGCAAACUCACCUCCUGGAAAAAGUGACGGUGAUGAUCCUCACGAUAGCUCAAUCCCGCCAAAUCCGAUUGAAAACCUAGGUCCAAGAAUUCGCGACUUAACCGAUGUAGAUUCCAUCAGACGAUAUUUGGCGCAAAAACUUGGCUUUUACGAACCACCAGAAGUUGUCGCACCGACAGAUAAAGUUUUAGAUGAAGUUAAUUUAGAUGGUAUUGUCAAAUGGAUUAAAAGUGAACGAUGCCAAAAUGUUAUAACGUUAUCUGGAGCUGGAAUAUCCACAUCUGCUGGAAUCCCAGAUUUUAGAAGUCCUGAAACAGGUCUAUACCACAAUCUGCAAAAAUAUAAUUUACCAGAACCACAGGCCAUUUUCGAAAUUAACUUUUUUAGACAAAAUCCAAAACCAUUCUUUACUUUAGCAAAAGAACUGUUCCCGGGUAGUUUUAAACCUACCAUAUCUCAUUAUUUUAUCAGACUGUUGCAUGAAAAAGGCAUUUUACUUCGUCAUUACACACAAAAUAUUGACACUUUAGAGAGAGGUGCAGGGAUACCUGAAGAUAAAAUAGUUGAGGCUCAUGGGACUUUUUUUACUUCCCACUGCUUGGAUUGUCGCAAACAAUAUCCUUUAGAAUUCAUUAAAGAGGCAAUAUUCACAGAUCUAAUUCCAAUAUGUACUGAAUGUCCUGGUGUUGUCAAACCUGAUAUCGUCUUCUUUGGAGAAAGCCUACCAGAAAGAUUCCAGCACUGCCUCCAAGAAGACUUCCAAAAAUGUGACAUGCUGAUCAUUAUGGGCUCUUCACUUGAAGUACAGCCAUUUGCAUCUUUGAUUGAUAUGGUGCCGGAGUGGUGUCCCCGGUUGCUGAUCAACCGCGAGCGCGCGGGCGUGCGCGCGCCGCUGCUGCGCCUGCUGGGGCUGGCGGGCGGCGGCCUGCAGCUGGACGAGGGCGCCGUGCGCGACGUGGCGCGCCUCGGGGACUGCGACGACGGCUGCCUCGACCUCGCCGACAGGCUCGGCUGGGGGGACGAGCUUCGAGCUCUGGUCGCGAGCGAGCACGAGCGAUUGGAGCGUGAAGGGGGACUCACGAAGCCCUACGGGCCUUCGCCCCCCAUCCCCGAACCCCUCGACCCGACCCCAGGCCUCAGCACCCCCACUGAACCCAAGCUA
This is a messenger RNA of Brenthis ino (lesser marbled fritillary), 1167 nucleotides long. Lineage: Eukaryota; Metazoa; Arthropoda; Insecta; Lepidoptera; Nymphalidae. The record is from the annotation of a GenBank genome assembly.